AUGCAAUUCAUUUCACUUAUUGGAAUGUGGAUUUUACAACUUAUUCAACUAACUACAAUGAAAUCCAUGGAAAAUAAAAUUCCCAUUGUGAUCUUAUUUGAUGGUGAUCGAGGUCUACAAUACUUGAAUAGCCUACUUAAAUCUAUUUUCUAUCAUCAAAAUGGAAGAUUUCGAUGUGAUUUAAAGGCUUGUUGUCUAUCAAACUUUUGUGACCCAUUUACGUAUGAUUGUCAAACUGUUAUGAACAAUGUGUCAACAACAUAUACAACUGUAUUUCAUUUCUUAAUAACGACGAUUUCAUUAAAUAGUCAGUUGUUGAAUUUGAUGAAUACAUGGAAAAUACGUAAUAUGGAAUAUCAUUUUUACAAUUGCAGUAACUAUCUGGCAAAUCUUCAAUGGAUUAGUUCUAAACAUCUUGCAUGUGCUAAACCAUUUUUAAAAUUAAUGCUUACAGAGAUACUACCAAUUAAUAUCAAUAAAUUGAUGGGCUAUUCUUUAUCUUCAUUCAAUAGAAUGGAUUAUCUUUCAUUUUUGUAUUUAUAUCAAUACACUUGA
Schistosoma margrebowiei is the source of this 555-nucleotide messenger RNA. The record is from the annotation of a GenBank genome assembly. Lineage: Eukaryota; Metazoa; Platyhelminthes; Trematoda; Strigeidida; Schistosomatidae.